Messenger RNA from Prorocentrum cordatum, 1669 nucleotides. Lineage: Eukaryota; Dinophyceae; Prorocentrales; Prorocentraceae. The record is from the annotation of a GenBank genome assembly.
AGCCAUGUGGGCUCAAGAUGUUGUGUUCUACAGGGGAACACGUGGAUGCCGCUAGUCCGCGGCUAGAUCCCACCAGUUCUUGCCAGGGCCUGAUCCCCCUCAGGCCCCCGGGUGCCUCCUGCUGCCCGCCAGGUGAGCAUGUGCGCGUGGCCCUCGCCCGGGUGUCCUCCACCCGCCGUUGUUCCAGCAUGGGAUAUGGUGGGAAUGCAGAGGGGGAGGAGGGGGAGGAGCAGGAGGAAGAGGACGACGAGGACGUUGGAUGCAAGUCAUGCGGGUACAAGAGAAAUUGAAGCACGAAGAUCGAGUGCUUCGAGUGCAAGACGAAACGCCGCCCGUCGAUCGGAGAACCACCGCCGCCUUCUGGAGUGUGGGCCCCGGAUUCAUCGAAUAUGUCGGGGAGGCCCUGUUACGGACGAAGCUGGCGUGGCUCGAGGACGUCGUGGCGGAGAGGACCACGUACCUGGUCGCACGGCGGGAAGCGCUGGGACGACUACACCCGGGUGGAACUCAGCACAAACACGGGCACUGAGGAAGACGGCACCAAGCAGUUGGUUUUUGCCCAGCCGACCACCCAUGACCUCACCGAGCAGCUCAUCGAGACCAACGCGGGGGACGCCAAGGAUCCCACCAUCGAGGCGACCACCGCCGCCUUUCAGCGCAAGGCAGAAAACGAGAAGGCAGCCAAGGCCACGCCCGCGGCUGCCAAGCCCAAGUCGGGCGCCCGGCUGCUCGGCGAGGCCAACCAGCCGCGCUCUCAAGGACAUCGGCUUCCGCACCACGAAGCAAAAGAACAAGCUCGCCGACGCACAGCUCUACCUCCACGAUGUCCAGGACAACAUGGACAAGCUCCUCUCGCAGAGGGAGGCGACCCUCAUCGCGCAGCGCCAGGCUCUCACUCAGGCGACUGCGGAGUCUGGCAUCGAGGUGGUCGCCCCCGCGUCCGAGCCAGCCUCGUUCAACACCAGGUUCGACUACGACGCUUCUCUCUUCGGAGACCUCGAGGAGUGCGACACCCUGGCCGAGGAGCGCACCAACAUCUUGCAAUGGCAGGAGGAGCUUGACGGGCUCCAAGCCGAGCACCUCGAGGACCCCCAGGCCAAGUUAAAGCACAUCCAGGAGAUCCACGAGAAGGCAAAGAAGGCCAUGGCAGCCCCCCAACAAAGUGUAAAGUUGGACCAGCCGACGGCGCUAAAGCAGAGGCCUCAGGAGAACCAGCAGCAGGUGAGCCCGCCGCCGCCAGCUCCCUGACCGGAGGCGCGACAGCUCCCACUGCCACUGCACCCAACAUCGAGGUGGAGAAGCAGAAGAUCCGCGACGUCAGCGCUGAGGCCCUCGCGCAGGCUGAAGCAGAGAGGGGCAAGCAGCGGAGUGAGAGCAGCGCGGCCAAACCCCAGUAGUCGUCGUCGUAGUCCUCGCUGUAGUAGUAGUAGUAGUAGUAGUAUAGUAGUAGAAAGCUCCAGAGGAUGAGGCCUCGCAGAUGUUUCUGAGGGCCCGCGCGGGGCGUUAGCUUCAACAGUCCUUGUCAGGAUGUAGCUUUCAGGAUAAAGCUUCUGUGCGCCAAGUGUCUGAUACAAGAUUUUUCACGAGAGCGCUGCUGGCGGGCGCCGCGGGGGAACAAUAAUCAGUUUACCUCUGUUUGUGGAACACCCAUCCGUCAAUCAGGUCGCCG